This is a messenger RNA of Pangasianodon hypophthalmus (striped catfish), 2717 nucleotides long. It is a transcript of the gene bsg, whose product is annotated as basigin. The record is from RefSeq and is a predicted model, not a curated record. The transcript is spliced from 9 exons. Lineage: Eukaryota; Metazoa; Chordata; Actinopteri; Siluriformes; Pangasiidae. Gene Ontology annotation, cellular component: axon; cell-cell junction; plasma membrane. Gene Ontology annotation, biological process: dendrite self-avoidance; homophilic cell-cell adhesion; axon guidance. The coding region runs from base 212 to 1372 and encodes 386 amino acids. Gene Ontology annotation, molecular function: cell-cell adhesion mediator activity.
GGGACCUGAUGACGCAAACACGUUUUCCUGUGUGCGUACGUGCGCAUUCUCGUGCGCGUCAGGAUCAAAUAGAGGACGACGAGCGAACGGCUAGUCAGAAAAAUACCGAGCGCUUAGUAGUCGCUCGUGUUUUGUACAUUCACGGCAAGUUUUACACUUCUACUACAGCGUUUCCUUCGAGAUAAAGAGCUAACAAGCGUGAGGAGGCAACAUGUGGCUGUUGUGGGCGUUUGGUGCUAUUUUAUUUAGUUUUCAGCAGGCCUUUGCGGGGACAGCGGGCUUCAUAAAGUCGCCCAUGUCUCAGACAAAGCUGGUAGGUGACAGUGCUGUUAUGCACUGCGAGGUGAUAGGGAACCCCAUCCCAGAGGUGCAGUGGUGGUUUAUAGAGGGCGACGAGCCCAAUGAGACAGCUUCUCAGCUCUUUGAAGGAGCUCUGCAUGAUCGUGUGCGCAUCAACACCACCUACAUCCAGCAUGGCGCCAGCACCCUGCUUCUCUACAAUCUCACAUUCAACGACACCGGUGUUUACGAGUGCCGUGCUUCCAAUGACCCCGACCGCAAUGCCCUGAGGACGCUGCCCAAAGUCAAGUGGAUCCGCUCACAGGCCAAUGUUAUUGUGUUUGAAAGGCCUGUGAUUGUGGUUAAGCCAGAAGAGGUGAACAACCAGACCUCUGCAACACUCAGCUGCAACUUCACCAACCCAGCAUCUCCAAUCACAGGCCACCACUGGGAAAAAAACGGCAAGGUUAUUGAGACCACCAAGAAGGAUGGCGCUGAUCGCUACAUUGAGUACACCGUUUCGAAGAUUGAGACCAACUCUGGAAAAUAUUCUUGCGUCUUUCAUUCUGAGCCAAAUGCUAAAGGAUUCAUCGAAGUAAAAGGUCUCAUUCAUGUUGUGGCUCACAAGCGCUCUGAGAAUGCUAAUGAGAAUGAUAAGGCGGUGCUGGUGUGCGAUUGCCACAGCUACCCCCCGGCCACUGACUGGAGCUGGUAUAAGGUCACUGAGCUUGGCCUUCAGGACGUCAAUGGUACUGAGAGGUAUUCAAUCAAGAGCACACCCAACAGUUCCUCGCUGAUCAUCAUGGACCUGAAUAAUGAGGAUGCGGGUGACUAUGAGUGCAGUGGGAGCAACGAGCUGGGCCAGGCUACCGACACGAUCCACCUCCGUGUGCGCAGCCGCUUGGCUGCUCUCUGGCCCUUCCUGGGCAUUGUGGCUGAGGUCAUCGUCCUCGUCACCAUCAUCUUCAUCUACGAAAAGCGGAGAAAGCCUGACGAGAUUAAUGACGAUGAUGACUCAGGCUCAGCCCCACUGAAGAGCAACUCUGCUACAAACCACAAAGACAAGAAUGUGCGACAAAGGAACUCCAACUGAGAGAGGACAUUGAGGUAUCCUGAUGACUACUAAUCAAGAUACAAGAAAAGCAUGAAGUUGCUGUGUGGCUCCUCAAGAUUGUGCUCUGCAGUUUCUGACUAAUUGUUUUCUUCUUGAGUGUAAAAUGUCUUGAGAUAUUGAUCGCUUUGUUUUCAUUCUUUCCCAGUAUUCCUCUCUGUAUUGUGCUGCCAGCGAAUGUGUUCUAAAAAUCGGGUUUUGGGGUGGGGGGUGUAGGGAAAUGCAUGAUUGUAUUCUUGCUGUAGAAGUGUGUUGUUGUGAAACCCUUUUCAUGUGGGAAUGAACAAUUGAUGGUUUUUCUUGUGUCGGCUUCCUCUACUCUGCCACACAACUUUAGCUUGGAUACCAAACUGUUAGCAGCGUGAUCAGCUACGUCUUGCCAGCUCGGAUUCUGAUUGCUCCCUUAGGAUUUUUUUUUUUUUUUUUUUUUUUUUAAAAAAAAAUAUUGGGGGAGGGGGGGGGGGGUUGAUUUUAAUACAAUCUAUUUCAUCCAAUUUGAACAGCGUUUGAUAACAAUUUGAUACCCAGGCUAUUAUAAUUCUGCAUCUACUCUAAAAGCCUAUAUAUAAUCUCCUCCGUUUGGCAGCAUGGGAUUUGCAGAGGUUCAGUGUCUUUAGCUAUUCGAUGUCUAUAUUACUACUGCAAAGCAAUGGUUUCAAAGGUUCUGUUUAGUUCACUUUUUUCAGUUCUUUUUUUUUUUUUCUGUAAGCCUUAAUGUUUAUCUACUUUGUUGUAUAUGCUUAAUUUUUAGUCAUAGAAAUAUUAACUAUUACACACAGCACACAACCAACUUUAUGUUGUUAUUGCAGUAUAGCUAAUUGCACUGUUAUAGUUAACUACAGAAUGCCACUUUUCUUUGCUUAAUUCUUGCCCGUGACUAAUGUUUUAGUCUAGGACACAAAUUCAUCCGUGUUUUAGGGAUAAUGCUUUUUAAGUAAGGGCAACACUGGUUUUAUAAUAACAGUAUAUGAAGAGGACCAAGCAUGAACAGUUUGUGCCAUUUACUACUCGGAUGAUAAUCCAGAAUCUAAUACAGAAUCCAGUACUAAUCCAGAUUAAAGCUAAUUUUAGAUCUAUAAUGAUUGAAGUAAAUGUGCCAUUUAGUUGAUGUAUUUUUCAAGAGUAUUUAUCCUCCCUGUAAGCAAUUCAGAAGCCAUUCUAUACCCAAAAUUAUGACUGAAUUUGUGCCAUUUCUUUAAAAGGCAUGUUGAUUACUAAGACCUGUAUUGAGCUGGUGUAAAUUAUUUUGCCUUAGAGACAUAGGAAAUCUUAAACUGUCAGCUUUACUGACUUGCACACUGAAUAAAGUUAUUUGGUUUGAUUUUAA